Messenger RNA from Capsella rubella, 482 nucleotides. RefSeq names its product linoleate 9S-lipoxygenase 1-like. The transcript has 3 exons. Gene Ontology annotation, molecular function: oxidoreductase activity, acting on single donors with incorporation of molecular oxygen, incorporation of two atoms of oxygen; metal ion binding. Gene Ontology annotation, biological process: lipid oxidation. Bases 1 to 402 code for a protein of 133 amino acids. The record is from RefSeq and is a predicted model, not a curated record. NCBI's taxonomy places the organism in Eukaryota, Viridiplantae, Streptophyta, Magnoliopsida, Brassicales, Brassicaceae.
AUGGCUCUUCAUCUUUUUUUCGAUUGCCUUCACAACAUUACAACAGAUAGUUCUUAUAUCUUGGAUGUCUCCUUUAUGAACCCUGACAAAGUGCUUUUAAAGACUAUCACAGCUCAGCUACAGACACUUCUUGGGAUAUCUUCGAUUGAGAUUCUGUCUACUCAUUUGAGCGAUGAAGUGUAUUUGGGACAGAGAGAUUCUAAAGAAUGGGCAGCUGAGAAAGAUGCGUUUGAGAAGUUUGGUGAGAAAGUGAAAGAGAUUGAGAAGAACAUUGAUGAGAGGAACGAUGAUAAGAGUCUCAAGAACAGAACAGGUCUGGUUAAGAUGCCUUACACUUUAUUGUUUCCGACCAGUGAAGGUGGAGUUACUGGUAGAGGGAUACCAAACAGUGUCUCCAUAUAAAACAGAUCUCAUCACAGUCAUGUUGUGUUAUACCUUUGUUUACUUGUUCUACACGUUUAAUCGUUUAUUCUUGUUAUUAA